Molecule: messenger RNA, 1105 nt
Organism: Exophiala mesophila
Lineage: Eukaryota; Fungi; Ascomycota; Eurotiomycetes; Chaetothyriales; Herpotrichiellaceae
Exons: 1
Coding region: 327-530 (67 amino acids)
Cellular component (GO): oligosaccharyltransferase complex
Source: RefSeq, a predicted model, not a curated record
UGAUGCAUGACUUACCAUACAUCCACCCGUAGCUUUCACUACACACUCUUUCAAACACAACACACUUAUCCUUCGCAAGAGACGUCUGAAAGUGCGGACAACUAGUCCCAUUCGACCUAGCUUACCUUUCCUUUCUUUCUCCCCCGAAAUCCAUCCAUCUCUCCACCCCCUCGAUUUGUUCAGUCUAGUUCUCUCAACCUCCGAAAGGAGCAAGCUGCUAGAAAGACAGACAGGCAGGCAGACAGACAUCUUGAGCCAUCCAUCCGAAUCUCCAAGCCCACCUACAUCACCUUCACAUCCACAUUCACAUUCACCUCAACAUCACCAUGAUAACAGAUGCCCAAUUAUACUCGCUGGCCGUAUUCCUCGGCAGCGCCGCCAUGUUACUGAUCGUCUUCUACCAUUUCCUCGAAGUCAACGCAGUUGAAGACGAAUUAUCGAGCGAUCUACAAUCCGAAAGCCAAGGCGUUGGUGCCACAAAACCUGUUGUUGCGGUGGUGGGUGGUGCGCCGGGGGUUGAGAAGAGGUGAUGAGAGGAAGAGGUGGUCGCAAUGACUUUCUGAGUGACCUCGGGGAGUAAAGACUUCUUUUUGCAGAUCGCCCAACGUCCACGUCUUUUCGCACCCCUGUUCGAAUGAGGAGGAAGUCUUCUCUCAUAUUAUGAUUGAACACACGGUUGAGUGAAGAUGGUUUCGACUUCUUCGCCUUGGAAUCCACUCGGAGAGCGAUCCUACUUUCAAAGGGAAAAAAACCAUUGUCACAAGCAUCGAUAUGAGCCUAGUGGGCGGUUCUAAGGAUUGAUACUCCAAGCAACGUCUACGACGUCUCGGCGGAGUACCUGAAUCUCCAUCGGCUAAAGCCCUUCGAUUUAUCUACCACGAAAGUCAACCGAUUCAUAGCCACGAGAAUAUCACUUCACGAUGGUAAUUUGAAUCUGAUCUGAAAUUGAUGGAUUUCCAAGCAUGGAACCCGGAGGUUGCCCAACCUUGUACGGUCCAUCUAGUGUUAUCAGUCAUCUUAGUUGGCAAAUGCUAUCGUGCUUUCAUUUGUUGACAGCUACAUUCAAAUGUGCCAUGUGAUGUCGUUGUUUAUUGACGUCUUCGAC